UUAGGGGAAAAUGUACCAGAACCAUGUCCUAUGGCUAUGUGUAUUGAUGUUUAUGAUCCUGUAUGUUGCACACUCGCUGAUGGAUUAGAAAGAACCUUUGGAAAUGACUGCGAAGCAAAUAAUUAUGAAUGCAGCACCAAACAAAAAUGUAUUGAAAGGACCAAAGGAGAAUGCGAAUGUCCCGAAGUUUGCCCACUGUACUACCUUCCAAUCUGUUGCACCUAUGCCAAUGGGAAUAAGAAAACAUAUGGAAAUACUUGUGAAGUAAAUACUGAAAAUUGCAAAUUAAAGCUUUAUUGCACUGAUCUAACUCCUGGUCAAUGUGAAUGUAUUAAAUUCUGUCCUGAUCUUUAUGAUCCUGUUUGCUGCACUUAUGCUGAUGGAAGUUGCCAGACGUACCCUAAUGCAUGUGAAGCUUCAGUUAAUAACUGCAGGGAAAAUAAAGGUUCGUAA
Lutzomyia longipalpis is the source of this 453-nucleotide messenger RNA. Its product is annotated as U-Kazal-Dg21.2-like. Gene Ontology annotation, molecular function: protein binding. Lineage: Eukaryota; Metazoa; Arthropoda; Insecta; Diptera; Psychodidae. The coding region runs from base 31 to 453 and encodes 140 amino acids. The record is from RefSeq and is a predicted model, not a curated record. The transcript is spliced from 3 exons.